This is a messenger RNA of Colletotrichum fioriniae, 1020 nucleotides long. NCBI's taxonomy places the organism in Eukaryota, Fungi, Ascomycota, Sordariomycetes, Glomerellales, Glomerellaceae. The record is from RefSeq and is a predicted model, not a curated record.
AUGUAUUUGAGACCCAUGGUCGGCCAACCGACAGGAACAUCAUUACGCUUCGCAAACCUCGGCGCUGAAGCCAUCAGGAGAUGGACCGAUGCCCACGGGUGUCCCGACUGCGAAAUUGAAAAGGUCGCUUUGGAGGGUGACGGGAAGAUUGCGGACAGAGUAGACAACCUGUGGAAGCUUCUGCUUAACUGGAUUGAGCAUAUUCGCAACGCUGAUCUAAUCCUGGUCGCCAGUCACUCUCAAGGUGUGCCUGUUGGAGUCAUGCUGCUGGCGAAGUUGAUAGAUCUGGGCAUCAUAACAAAUGCCAAAAUCGGCGUUUGCGCAAUGGAUUACAAGUCGAGUAUGGGAAUUCUUAUGGGAGCCGCCAACGAGUUGUGGGAAUUUUCAAAUCCAGACAGCGAAAUUUCCAAGAGAUACGAGCACUCGCUAAAAGAAGUCCUCAAGUACGGCGCGAGAAUCACAUAUAUCGGCAGCAUUGACGACCAGCUCGUGCCGAUGGAGUCAGCCAUUUACUCGCCAGCAUCUCACCCUUACAUCUACCGCGCUGUAUUCAUCGACGGUCGCAUCCACGCGCCAGACUUCAUCGCCCACCUAGUAGGCUUCGCCCUCAAACUCCGCAACCUGGGCGUCUCAGACCACGGACUGAUAAGAGAACUCUCCACGCCGCUCGCAGGCAGCCUCUACUCGGGCGAAGGCCACUCGCGCCUCUACUACGACGACCAAGUCUACGACCUCGCGCUCACCCACGCCCUCGAGACGUCCGACGUCCGCCCCAACGUGUCCGCUACCGUCGCCCACCGCCGCGACUCGACGGGUGCCGGAGCCGGAGCCUCUGUCGCGAAUCCGAACCCGUAUCACCUGCCGUGGAUCAUGCGCGGCCUGCUGGAGGAGGACUUUGUCCGUACAGAGCUGUCAUCUGAGACGGAGGAGCUGCUGCGGCAAUUUGAUGACUGGAAGCCUGUUACGAAGGCGCUCAAGGAUGUAAAGUAUCGGCUUGAGGCGAUUCGAUCAAAGCUUUGA